This is a messenger RNA of Triticum aestivum (bread wheat), 1963 nucleotides long. RefSeq names its product formin-like protein 6. The transcript has 4 exons. The record is from RefSeq and is a predicted model, not a curated record. Lineage: Eukaryota; Viridiplantae; Streptophyta; Magnoliopsida; Poales; Poaceae. Bases 128 to 1777 code for a protein of 549 amino acids.
CCCCCGAGCCGAGCUACUCCUCCCCGCGCGCUCGGCCCGACCCCCGCCCGCCGGGUGAUUGGGCGGCCCUGCUGCCCGUAGCAUUUUUGAAUUCCGCGCCCCGGGCGGCCCAUCUUCCCCGCCGCAGAUGUCGCUGUAUUUCCGGCGGCUCUUCAACCGGCGGUCGCCGGCCGGGCUCGUCGAGAUCUCCAGCAACAUUCUGGUAUUUGACCAGUGCUUCUCCACGGAUAUGCUUGAAGAAGACGAAUUGAAGCCAUACAUUGGAGGCAUCUUAAAACAGCUACUUGCACGCUACUCCAUCGAUUCAUUAAUGGUAUUCAACUUUGAGGGAGGAAAGAAGAACAGCCAAACUGCCCGCAUUUUCUCAGGCUAUGAUAUGAGUGCGAUGGGUUAUCCACGUAACUAUGAGGGGUGUCCUUUGCUCACCUUGGAGAUGAUUCACCAUUUUCUUAGGUCUAGUGAAAGCUGGCUCUCGUUAAGCCAGGACAACUUCCUGCUUAUACAUUCAGAACACGGUGGGUGGCCGGUCCUUGCUUUUGCAUUGGCAGCCCUACUGGUUUACCUUCGAAGGUGCAAAGAUGAGAGGAAGGCAUUGGAGACGAUCCACAAAUAUGCACCACCUGGGCUGGUUGAGCUCUACUCACCACUGAACCCAGCACCUUCUCAUUUGAGAUACUUGAAGUAUGUGUCAAGACGGCACAAAUCACCAGAAUUGUGGCCUCCUGCUGACAGGAUGCUGAACUUGAACUGUGCAAUCAUCAGGACGGUACCGAAUUUUGAUGGUCAAGGGGGAUGUAGGCCAAUAUUUCGAAUUUAUGGCCCAGAUCCCCUGGCUCCAAAUGACAGUAGUGCCAAAGUUCUCUUUUCAACUCCGAAGACAGAUGAUUUUGUCCAGCUUUACACGCAGGAAGACAGUGAGAUAAUCAAGAUUAAUAUCCGAUGUCCUGUUCGAGGAGACAUUGUCAUGGAGUGCGUCAGCGUGGAUGAGGACUUUAAACAUGAAGUGAUGGUAUUCAGAGUUAUGUUUAGCACGGCUUUUGUUGAAGACAAUCUUCUGUUACUUGAUAGGGACCAGAUUGACAUUCUGUGGGACACGAAACACCGGUUUCCCGUAGACUUCAGAGUUGAGGUUAUAUUUUCGGAGAUUGAUGCGACCACAUCGAUUCACACUUCUGAGCCGUCAAGCGAAAGUGAAAGCAAUCACAUCACGGAUGCUGCAUCAGAGCAGAAUGGUUUGAACAACGUGCAUGAUGGCUUUGAUGUGAUAUCCAUGCAGGAAACAGAAAUCAGCAAUGGCACACCUGAACAUAACAUUCCAGAUAGCAGAUCUGUCCAGACUUCUCAGAUGGAACCAGAAAAUAUCCAUUCUUCUGCACCAGAAGCUGAAUCCGUAGGUCCAACCAUUCAAGAUCGUGAACUCUCCGUGGAUGCACCAAAGUUUGAGGACGACAACGAUGCUAUUGCUGAUACAUCAUCCUCGCAAGAAGCUGAAUCUGUAGGCCCAACCUCUCAAGAAGACGAACUCGCUGAGAACGCUUCUGCAGGGGAGGAAUCAGAAGGGAGUACAACCAAUAGCACUGCCAAUUCUGAUGCGCAGUUGGCAGACCCCCCAGGUACAGAAGCUGACGCAGCCACUGCUGAACAUUCUGACGCUAACUCAGAAUCAGGUUCACCUUCAGGCAGCGCAUCGUCUAGCUCGCCAAAGUUCGACGAAGAUACCGAGGAAGCUGGUACAGCUGAUGCUGAAGUACAGUCGAUAGAACUGGAAGGAUCUUGAGAUUGCGACGUGGUGCUACUGUAAACUGGGGCAGCACUGGUCCAUGGUACCGCCCUAAAUGUAGUUUAAACACAUACACUUCCACAGUAGAGUGGAGAAUUGCUGGUCGUCCAGACCAAAAGCAUUGUACAGUUUACGUUGGUUAAACAUGUGAGAAAUUAUCAAAUCAUCUCUCCAGUUUUUGGA